GCCGCCUCACCGGCCGCUGCCGCCACUGCCGCGACUCCGACCUGGCGGGGCAACGCUGGGCGUGCUUACGGGCAGGCGGGGCUGCAGACAAGAAGCAGGAAGCGGCCGCCACGCCAGCGUGGGCGGCUGGCCGCGGCGGAGGCGCAGGGAGCCGGUGGCAGGUUGCGUGGGGCGAGUCUCCGCGCUCAGCAUUAUGGAUCCAAGCCUGUUGAAAGAACGGGAGUUAUUCAAAAAACGAGCUCUUUCCACUCCUGUAAUAGAAAAACGUUCAGUAUCUUCUGAAGCAUCUUCGUCGUCGUCAUCGAAGAAGAAAAAGGCAAAGCUAGAACACGGGGGAUCAUCAGGCUCUAAACAAAUUUCCGAUCAUAGCAAUGGAUCAUUUAACUUGAAAGCUCUAUCAGGAAGCUCUGGAUAUAAGUUUGGCGUUCUUGCUAAGAUUGUGAAUUACAUGAAAACACGGCAUCAGCAAGGAGAUACACAUCCUCUAACUUUAGAAGAAAUCUUGGAUGAAACACAACAUCUAGACAUUGGACUGAAGCAGAAACAAUGGCUAAUGACUGAGGCUUUAGUCAAUAAUCCAAAAAUUGAAGUAAUAGAUGGGAAGUAUGCCUUCAAGCCCAAGUACAAAGUGAAAGAUAAGAAGUCUCUGCUUAGACUCUUAGAUAAUCAUGACCAGCGAGGCUUAGGAGGAAUUCUUUUAGAAGACAUAGAGGAAGCAUUGCCCAAUUCCCAGAAAGCAGUCAAGGCUUUAGGGGACCAGAUACUAUGUGUAAACCGUCCUGAUAAGAAGAAAGUUCUUUUCUUCAAUGAUAAGAGCUGUCAAUUUUCUGUGGAUGAAGAAUUUCAGAAAUUGUGGAGGAGUGUCACUGUGGAUUCAAUGGAUGAAGAGAAAAUUGAGGACUAUCUAAAACGACAGGGUAUUUCUUCCAUGCAGGAAUCCGGACCAAAGAAAGUGGCCCCAAUUCAGAGAAGGAAAAAGCCUGCUUCACAGAAAAAGCGGCGGUUUAAGACUCAUAAUGAACACAUGGCUGGAGUGCUAAAGGACUACUCCGAUAUCCCACCUGGCAAAUAGUGAGCAGAUUUGUUCAGCAGCAGUUACAGAUAAAAAAUCAAGAUCUUUCUUGUUGAUGCUGUGGUCUGAAGACUGUCUUCCCACUCUACUGCUUAGGACUGAAGAGAGGAACAGUUCAGUUUACAGAACCAACUCAAACCCAAAUUUAAUGGCUAAUUUGAAUGGCUAAUGAGAAAUGUGAUAUUCCCUGUUAACCUGUUACUUCGUGGGGCUUAGAGGGUGAAGAUGCUUAGCAUGGCAUCCAGGUGUCUUUGAUUUGUCUCUAGUUCGAAGUCGUUCCUGGUUCCAUUUUUCCUCUUUUAUUACUUUAGAACAAGUUUGCAGAUAGUCUUGAAUGCAAUAUAUGUUUAUUCUAAAAGAACAUAUUUAUAAUAAAAUCAUUGUAGGAGGAGUUCUUAGACCGUGGAUUCAAUUUUCUUUCUUUCCAUUUGGUGGUGGCAGUGGACAUCUCUGGUCUUACACUCUCAAGGGCUCGUGACUGGUAUGUUGAAGACUGACCUUGAUGUGUUGCCGAGCGUAAGGAUUUCACAGUUGGAUUAUAAG
This is a messenger RNA of Condylura cristata (star-nosed mole), 1615 nucleotides long. It is a transcript of the gene GTF2E2, whose product is annotated as general transcription factor IIE, polypeptide 2, beta 34kDa. Gene Ontology annotation, cellular component: transcription factor TFIIE complex. The coding region runs from base 194 to 1072 and encodes 292 amino acids. Gene Ontology annotation, biological process: transcription initiation at RNA polymerase II promoter. The transcript has 8 exons. NCBI's taxonomy places the organism in Eukaryota, Metazoa, Chordata, Mammalia, Eulipotyphla, Talpidae. The record is from RefSeq and is a predicted model, not a curated record.